This is a messenger RNA of Candidula unifasciata, 1776 nucleotides long. NCBI's taxonomy places the organism in Eukaryota, Metazoa, Mollusca, Gastropoda, Stylommatophora, Geomitridae. The record is from the annotation of a GenBank genome assembly.
AUGAUGAGUCCUUGGUCAUACCUGUUUCUGCUGUCAUCUGGGGUCUUACUUGUCGGAUUAUUAGUUCAAAGAAAACUGAAGCAGGUGCCUGACUUUGUAACAGAAGUGCAUUCAGAAUAUGACUACAUUAUAGUUGGUGCUGGUUCUGCUGGCUGUGUUCUGGCAAACCGGUUGUCUGAAACAUCUUCAAAGAAAAUCCUUCUCUUGGAAGCAGGAUCGGAUGACAGGCAGUAUCCAACAGUAUCCAUUCCAAUACAUGCUUACAGUUUAGCCCAUUCAUCUGUUGAUUGGGACUAUUAUACCGUUCCUCAAAAGCAUGCCCUAAAAGGCUUCAGUGAACAGAGAGGCUGGUGGCAUCGAGGCAAAAUCCUGGGUGGGACUUCCAGCGUCAAUGAGAUGUUGUAUUUGCGAGGUUUGCCUCUGGACUAUGAUAAAUGGGCAGAAAAUGGGGCCACAGGCUGGUCCUUCAAAGAUGUACUCCCAUUUUUCUUGAAAUCAGAAAAUAAUGAAAAUGCCGACUUUGUUAAAACUGGUUUUCAUCAAAUGGGCGGUCCUUUAAAAGUGGUCAGAUCAAAAACUCACAGUCUAACCAACUUCCUGCUGCGUUCAGGCAAGGAAAUGGGUUACAAAAUCAUAGACAUUAAUGGUGCUGGCACAGAAGGCAUUGUUGAGGUUCAGUCCACACUCCAUAAAGGGGUCAGACAGAGCGCCUCCAGAGCUUUCUUAUACCCUGUGUUGUCCAGGGAGAAUCUCCAUGUUAUGGUUGAUUCCUUAGUAACAAAGAUUUUGAUAGAGGACAGCCGGGCUGUGGGUGUUGUGUUAUCUCAUAACUCUACAGACAUAGUAGUCAGAGCUAGACAUGAGGUCAUACUGAGUGCUGGAGUUGUGGGAUCUGCACAGCUGUUGAUGUUGUCUGGGAUUGGGCCCAGAGAUCAUCUAGAUAGCCUUAAGAUUCCAGUUGUAGCAGAUCUGCCAGUAGGCAACAACCUGCAAGAUCGGUUGAUGUUCGACUUUCCUGUUGCUGUAACCCAGCCUGUCACUAUUACACCUGAGAGGCUUCAGUCGUUUUGGGAGCUGGUCAAAUAUAGACUGGUUGGGAAAGGAAUUUUUGCUUCUCCGAAUGGUGUUGAAGUAGCAGUUUUCACCAACAGUGACAAGAAUAAAGAUACCAAGUGGCCGGAUUUACAGCUGCAAUUUAGGGGAAUUUUGUCAAAUGCAAGUCAUUAUCAAAUGUUUGGCUAUUCAAAUGAAACAAUAUCUGAGAUAUCAGAGAGAUCCAAGUUCACAGAUGGCUUUAGUUGCUACAGUAUAUUGCUGAGACCCAGCAGCAGGGGCACAGUUAGACUCAGCAGUACCAACCCUCACCAGCAGCCACUGAUUGAUCCAAAUUAUUUAGAGAAAGAUGAGGACGUGGAAGUUUUGUUAUCAGGCAUAAAGCUUUGCAAGCGUUUCAUAGAGGCCACAUCUAUGAAGAAAAUUGGGGCCAGGUAUGCAGACAUACCUGCACAGUUAUGUAAAGCAUUUGCAUUUGAAAGUGAUGAUUACUGGAGGUGCCUGAUACGAGCAAGGGCUCAGCCAGCCUUCAGCGCAGUGGGAACAUGCAAGAUAGGAGAUGUACAGGAUAAAACGACAGUUGUGGAUCCACAGUUAAGGGUAAAGGGUAUCAAAGGUCUCCGGGUUGUUGAUUCUUCAGUUGCUCCAUUGAUCACAUCAGGUGGUACUCACAUUCCAACAAUUAUGAUUGCUGAAAAAGCUUCUCAUCUCAUCAAAACAUGA